Molecule: messenger RNA, 1677 nt
Organism: Exserohilum turcica Et28A
Lineage: Eukaryota; Fungi; Ascomycota; Dothideomycetes; Pleosporales; Pleosporaceae
Exons: 1
Coding region: 1-1677 (558 amino acids)
Source: RefSeq, a predicted model, not a curated record
AUGGCAUUCAUUGCAAGAGCUUGGAAGGUGGGGACGCUAGCAGCAUGUCUACUCGGAACGACCGCAAAUGCAGUCGGGCCUACCGUCUCUGUGCUCAACGGAACAUACGAAGGGCUACAUCUUCCCUCGUUCAAACAAGAAAUCUUCUUGGGUAUCCCAUAUGCGCAGGAUACCGGAGGCGAUAACCGAUUCCGCAUACCACAGUCUUUGAACUCGACAUGGAACGGCACACGCCCUGCCAAAUCUUAUGGAGACACUUGUCCAGACCCAUCAGAUACAAGUUUCAGCAUGAGUGAAGACUGCCUGAGCAUCAAUGUUAUACGCCCAGCAGGUCUCUCUUCGGACGAAUACGUCAAGCUGCCGGUUGCGUUGUGGAUCCACGGAGGAAGUUACCAAGUCGGCACCAGCGCUCUAGCAAACUACAACUUGACAUACAUUGUUCAAAGAAGCGUGGAAAUUGGCCAGCCCAUCAUUGCAGCCAGUAUCAACUACCGCAAGGGUGCAUGGGGUAUGCUCUACUCGCGAGAGAUCCAAGGCACUGGGCAGACCAACCUGGCGCUGCGAGACAUGCGAAAGGCGCUUGAAUGGAUCUCAGAGAACAUUGGGGCAUUUGGUGGAGACAAGGAAAAAGUUACCAUCUGGGGCGAGUCGGCUGGAAGUUUCGCAAUCGGACAGCUACUCAUGUCUUACGGAGGCCGAACAGAUGGCCUCUUCCACCGCAGUAUUCAGGAGUCUGGCUCUGCAGCAACAGCCUGGUACAACGGUACAGACUGGUACCAGCCCAUCUACGACGACAUUGUUAACAAGGCAAACUGCUCGGAUCAAGUCGACACCUUGGCUUGUUUGCGCACAGUGCCGUACAAUGACUUGUUCCCACUGCUUGCAGGACCAAGUCAAGGCCCAGGCUGGUACCCCACUGUCGACGGAGACAUCAUGCCGGCGUAUCCUACCGAACUGCUUGCCUCAGGUCGCUUCGCCCACAUCCCGCAUUUGUACGGCACAAACUCAGACGAGGGAACCGACAAUGCGCCCGACGACGGCGUUAUCAACACCGACGCAGAUCUGUACGCCUUCCUCGCCAACAGCACCGGCUUCGGGUAUCCAGACGCCGUCGUCAAGCACAUCAUGGAGCUCUACCCCAACGACCCCACCGUCGGCAUCCCGCUCAACACAGGCGUCGAGCUCUUCGCCGAACACGGCCUCCAGUUCAAGCGCAUAGCCGCCGUAAUGGGCGAUGUCUUUUACCACGCCCCGCGGCUUGCAGACGCCCGCGCUUACGCCAGGUACUCGCCAACCUACAUCUACCGCUUCAACACGCUGCCCUGGCAGAACGACAACACGGCCGACGUGGGCGGCAAUGCAAGCGCAUACAAGGGCGUUGCGCACUUCACAGAAGUGGCGUUCGUAUUUAACAACCCACGCUUCUAUGGCCCCUGGCCGGAAUACAAGGCGCUUAGCAAUGAUGUGAGUGCGCAGUGGAUCAACUUUAUUGCUACGGGCGAUCCAAAUAGCGAGAACUUGCCGCGUUGGCCGCGCUACAAUGAGAGCGCAAACGGACUGAAUCUCGUUAUUCAGGCAACGGGUCGUGGGUAUAAUGGAAGUUAUGUCGAGGAGGAUACGUGGAGGCUGGCAGGCAGAGAGUAUCUGAGUGAGUGGGCGAGGAGAAGACAUGUUUGA